This is a messenger RNA of Cataglyphis hispanica, 2945 nucleotides long. Its product is annotated as DNA helicase MCM9-like. Gene Ontology annotation, cellular component: nucleus; MCM complex. Gene Ontology annotation, molecular function: single-stranded DNA binding; single-stranded DNA helicase activity; ATP hydrolysis activity. The record is from RefSeq and is a predicted model, not a curated record. The coding region runs from base 272 to 2143 and encodes 623 amino acids. Lineage: Eukaryota; Metazoa; Arthropoda; Insecta; Hymenoptera; Formicidae. The transcript is spliced from 11 exons. Gene Ontology annotation, biological process: double-strand break repair via homologous recombination; DNA replication.
GGUUUGGUAGGUCAUUAAGUACAAAAAUUUAAAUGGAAAGUCCGCAGCUAGAAAGUGAUAGCGCAUGGCGCAUUGGCGUGUAAUGUUUAGUAGUGGUUAUAGCUAAUUGUAACAUAUACGCACACAUACACACACGAUUCCACGUGUUAGAAGGAAAAUAAUUAGACGCUAUUUAUGUUGAUAUUUAUGUUAAUAUUUUAAAUUUAUUUUAUUUCAAAUUAAAGUUAUUAAGUUGUGGACAAUUAUCCCAAUAAUAUUUUCUGUAAUCAAUAUGCUUCAAGAUUAUCUUUUAAAGCAUCAUAUAAAAGAUUUAGAAGAAAUAUUAAAUGCUACAAAGGAUCAUGUGUUCUAUUCAAUACAAGUAAAUUUUGUGUCAUUAUUUGAAGCUGAUGCAGAGAUUGCACAGAAAAUCUUACGCAAUCCUAGACAUUAUUUACCAUUAUGCGAUGAAGCAGCAGUAAAAGUUCAGGAACAAUUAUGCAAAACAGAUCAAACAAUAAAGACUAGAGUUCACAUUAGAAUUACUGCAGUACCAAUAAAAAUUGACAUAGGUCAAAUUGGUGAACUGGUUUCAACAUCUGGAAUUGUAGUCCGCAUGUCUCAACCUACAAUUAUGAAGUUGAAAAAACGUUUUGUCUGUAAAAAAUGUAAACAUACCAGUGUGGUUAAGCUAGAGUGGGAAAGACAAUUGUUUAAAAAUAUUAAAUGUUGUGAAGCAUGUCGUUCACCAAAUAUAAAAGCUUUAACAUCUUUAGAACAAGAUGAUUGUUCAGAUUAUCAAGAAAUAAAGAUUCAGGACAAAUGUAAAGCAGAUACACAAAGUUAUUAUUCAAUGGGUCUACAAGUAAUUUUGUUAGAUGAUUUGAUUGACAAAUGUAGACCUGGUGAUACUGUAGACAUAAGUGGAAUAGUUAUACGAAAAUGGAGUACAUUAAAAGUUGGUCAUCGCGCGGAAGCCACGACGUUUCUGAUGGCCAACAACAUUUCGAUACAAAAAAAAAUCUCAGAAGCAACAUUUUCUACUGUUGAAAUAAGAGAUACUUUUACAGCAUAUUGGGAACAUUAUAGAGAUAAUGCGUUAGCUGGUAGAGACAAUAUUCUUGCCUCUAUUUGUCCCCAAUUAUAUGGAAUGUAUAUCGCAAAAUUAGCAUUGGCUAUUGUUUUGUGCAGUGGAGUGGCAAAAACUAAUGAAACAGGAACACGUGUAAGAGGUGAACCUCAUCUUCUUUUAAUUGGAGAUCCUGGAACUGGUAAAUCGCAAUUACUUCAUACUGCGUCUCGAUUAAUUACACGGUCUGUCUUUACAACUGGUAUUGGUACUACUGCUGCUGGACUUACAGCAGGAGCUGUCAAAGAUUCGGAUGGUUGGCAUUUGGAAGCUGGUGCUUUGGUCCUCGCAGAUGGAGGUAUAUGUUGCGUGGACGAGUUUACGACAAUGAGUUCGCAUGAUAGAACUUCUGUACACGAAGCAAUGGAACAACAAACAAUUUCCAUAGCUAAAGCCGGUAUGCUGACUACUUUAAACAGCCGUUGCUCUGUCAUUGCAGCCAUUAAUCCAGAUGGAGGAUGUUUUAUGGGUGAAGAAUGGAAAAGCUGUUUGGGAAAUCCGCUUUUGUCGCGUUUCGAUCUGAUCCUCCUUCUGAAAGAUACUAGAAAUCCCGAGUGGGAUAGAAUGACAUCGAGUCAUAUUUUGAAAGCUGCUUGUGAAGAAAACGAAGAAAAUAAUUCAUAUUCCGAAACAUAUAUGGGUCCUUUGAACUUAACAGGUUUGUGGAUGGAGGAUACUCUCUGUGAAUAUUUCGCGCACGUGCGUACGUGGAAACCAGUAUUAACCGAAGAAGCAAAAAAAAUACUUAGUGCAGCUUAUCUUUAUCAUAGAUCAGAUCCAUAUAGGAGACCUGAGAGAACAACAGUACGACUUUUAGAUAGUCUUAUCAGAUUAGCAGAGGGUCAUGCAAAACUUAUGUACAGAACUAAAGUAGAAGUUAUAGAUGCUAUAACCGCAGCAGAAUUAAUUGGAACUACUCUGUUAAGUUCUGAUGUUGGUUGUCCAUUUCCUACAGAUCCAAUCGCAACAAAUCAUUCCAAAGCAAAAGAUUUACUCAAAAAACUAGAGUUACAAGAAUUAGAAUCAUGUAUAUAAACAUCAAUUGUUAAUGAAAUAUUUUUAUAAUAAAUUUCUAUUAAGUCUUUGAUUAAGAUUUUAUAAAAAUACGCGCGCAUAAUUGUGAUUUUAUAUAAAAAUUUAUAUUUAAUAUUUUAAAUAAUUGUUUAUAACAAUUAAUUUUAAGAUUUUCAAUUGUAUUUAUAUAUAUGUUUAUUAUAAUAUGUAAAGAAAUACAAAUAAACAUAAGUAUAUCUCAGUUCUAACAAACAAUAAUCGCAUGUUUUAAUACUUUAAUUGAAAAAAAUCAUAUAAAUAAGUUCUUAUAAUAAUCAUGAAUAAUUUUCUUUAACGCAUUUGUAUAAAUUAUAAAACAAUAUGUUUAUAAAUAUAUAUCCAUAAAUUUUUUCAGUAAAUUCUAACUUUUUUCUGUUAUAUAACAUAACCCGCAAAAAGCAAGAGUUUAAUUUGAAAAAUAACAAUUAGAAUGAAAAAUAAUUAAAUGCAUUAUAUAUAUAUAAAGGGGAAUGUGUAUAGGAUUUUAUAAGGUUUAUAAAAAGGUUAUAUGUCAACAUUCACAUAAGUAAAUUAGCAUUUAUGUUAAUAUUUAACAAAUUUGAAUCAAAUUAUGUUCUAUAAUUGAAUCCAAUUAUUUGGAUUUGGAAAAAGAUUUAAUUACCAUUUUUUUAUCCUAGUAAUUGGUCUUAUAGCUUAUACAUAAUCAUAUUAUUAUAAAACUGUGCCACUAAAAUAUGAAAGCUAGUAAAUAUAAGCAAUUAUAUAAUAAUAAAAUUAUAGAUAUGAUUAUCAACAGCUCACUCAUAUCAGUUGAUUCUAAUUU